CAAAGUUUUUAAGCGAUCUAACUAUAUUUUCUUUUGAAUUCAAAGGUCCGAAACAACCUUGUAAUGCUUGUCCAUCUUGAGCCCUAUCCUCCGUCUGUGGAGACGCCCCCCAUGAUGGUGGACGUGGAUCAAGAUUUGACCGUAGAAGACCUCAUCACUUUGUAUUGCCAUGAGAAUGUGAGGGCAGGAAAAGAGAUUAUCGUCUGGAAUGGAAACGCACCCCUUCCAAUGGAGAAGACGCUGCUGCAAUUAAGAAUACCCAAUGGUCACACACUCAGAAUUGGAUUCAAAGAACUGAAUGAAAAUGUUUGUUUAGAUGAAGAAGUUGAGCAAAGAUCAGAGAAGAAGAAAUGGAUUCAAAUGGCGAUGGCUGUCGGAAUAGUUAGUGUCAUACUCAUCGUCAUUUUAGCAUUGAGCAUGUAUUUCUUUUUCGAACACAAGAAUAAACCGAAAAAAGAAUCCUUCCUAGAAGAAACUACUCUGUUCGGACGGAGUAAAAAUCUUAGGUGUGACUCUCCCCAAAAUGCAUCUCGAAAAUUUGGAGUGGUGGUAGAUGACGGGGAGUUGAAUACAUGUGCAGUCCUGUAUUCUUGGGAUAAAUCUCGAGGAAGUGCAUCCUGUGUCAGGGAAGAACUGGAAUGCUGCAUCAAAAACAACAAAGGUGGAUUGUCAAGUCGUCAUCCCGAGAAUCACAUGAGACGGAUCACGGUUUGUGUUAAAAAUGUUACCAACACGAUUGAAGAGGCACAAGAUAUUCCUGUUCAUGUUGCAACAGGCAGGAAGAUUCAAAUGAAGGGCGGGACAACUAAUGUUUCAUCCCUGAUGAGAGAGUUUCUGAUGAGAGCAGGAUUCAAGAAGACUGUAGUGACAGUAAUGAGUGGAGAAGAGGAAGCUCUCUAUGGAUGGAUUGCUGCUGCUUACCUGAGAGGAGAUGCCAACAAGGUGAAUCGAUUCUCUUUUUUAACUCACUUUAGAACCCGCUUUACCUGGUUCGCACUCUCUAAAGAGUAA
Messenger RNA from Parasteatoda tepidariorum (common house spider), 1011 nucleotides. RefSeq names its product ectonucleoside triphosphate diphosphohydrolase 1. NCBI's taxonomy places the organism in Eukaryota, Metazoa, Arthropoda, Arachnida, Araneae, Theridiidae. The record is from RefSeq and is a predicted model, not a curated record. Gene Ontology annotation, molecular function: GDP phosphatase activity; UDP phosphatase activity; ribonucleoside triphosphate phosphatase activity. Gene Ontology annotation, cellular component: plasma membrane. Gene Ontology annotation, biological process: nucleoside diphosphate catabolic process.